AUGGCUCCGCCUCUCGCGCGCUCUGCCGCAGUGGAGCUCAACCAUUGGUGGAGCCACCUGAGGUUCCGCCUCCGUCACAAAAAGAGCUGGAACGAGAUGCUGGAUGAGACUUUCAUUCUGCAGAGUAAACGGAUAAACGACAUCCCUCUGUUUUACGCGGCGAAGCAGAACAGUGUUGGAUGCAUUAAGAAGCUGUUGGACUGUUCCUCCACUAACAUAUUUGAGAGAGGUGCUCUGGGAGAGACUGCUCUCCAUGUGGCAGUGUUGAACGAUAAUCUGGAUGCAGCUGUGGCUCUGAUGGACGGAGCACCUGAACUCAUCAACGAACCCAUGACCUCCGACAUCUACCAGGGUGUCACAGCCCUUCACAUAGCUGUCAUCAAUCAGAAUAUCAACUUGGUCCGUGAGCUGAUUCGCCGAGGAGGUGACGUAGCCACGCCCAGAGUCACGGGCAUGUACUUCCGUAAACGAAGAGGAGGGCUUGUAUAUUUUGGUGAACACAUACUUGCUUUUGCCAGCUGCACGGGAAACGAGGAGAUUGUGUCCAUGCUGAUUAACGCAGGUGCCAACAUACGUGCUCAGGAUUCACUCGGAAACACAGUACUGCACAUCCUGGUGCUCCAGCCCAAUCGGACCAUCGCCUGCCAGGUUGUGGAUCUGCUGCUGGCCAGGGACGCUGAGUUAGACCCUGUCGUCCCGCUGGACAUGGUGACCAAUUACAGAGGACUGACCCCAUUCAAACUGGCCGCCAAGCACGGAAACAUAGUGGCAUUCCAGCACCUAGUGAACCGCAGAAAGAUUGUUCAGUGGAGCCUGGGAACUUUGAACUCUAACCUCUAUGACCUCACUGAGAUCGACUCCUGGGGAGACAACCUCUCUGUGCUGGAGCUUAUCGUCGCCAGUCCUAAGAGAGAGGCCCGGAGGAUCCUAGAGGUCACCCCUGUCAGACAGCUCGUCAGUCUCAAGUGGAAUCUUUAUGGGAAACACUAUUUUAGGUUGCUGCUGUUCCUUUAUCUGCUGUACAUUGGGACCUUCACUCUGUGCUGUGUAUUCCGCCCCCUAAAGGACGCACCGGAGAACUACACCACCUCAGAGGCUGACAGAACUGUUAAAAUACAGAAGACUCUAAAGGAGAGUUAUGUGUCGUAUGAGGACUAUCUGCGUUUAGCUGGAGAGAUCAUCAGUUUGCUGGGGGCUGCUGUUAUUCUGUUACUGGAGAUCCCUGAUAUGCUGCGGGUGGGGGCCAAGCGGUAUUUCGGGCAGACGGCUCUUGGGGGGCCAUUCCAUGUCAUUCUUAUCACAUAUGCAGUCUUGGUGGUUUUCCUGUGUGUACUGCGGUCCAGUGAGCUGCCUGGAGAAUCGGUUCUCAUGGCGGUCUCUCUGGUCCUGGGCUGGUCCGGUGUCAUGUACUUCGCCCGUGGAUUCCAGAUGCUCGGGCCGUACGUCAUCAUGAUCCAAAAGAUCAUUUUUGGAGAUCUAACCAAGUUCAUGUGGUUGAGUUUUAUCAUCCUGAUUGGAUUCUCCACUGCUCUGUGGAUGGUGUACAUGACAAUGGACCCCUCCGCCCUCCCAGCCUACACCUCCUUCCCCAUCUCACUCUUCUCCCAGUUUGAGCUGAGCGUGGGAUUGAUCGACCUGCCUGUCGAUCACACUCUGGUCACGCCUCCUAUCGUGCACGUCCUGCACUGCAGCUUCUCCGUCGUCUCCUACAUCCUCCUCCUGAACCUCCUCAUCGCCAUGAUGAGCGACACCCACUGGAGGGUGGCCCAGGAGCGGGACGAACUCUGGAGGACACAGGUGGUGGCGACGACCCUGCUGCUGGAGCGCCGUUUACCGCGCUGUCUUUGGUCCCGUCUGGGCGUCUGUGGUCUUCAGUACGGCCUGGGGGAUCGCUGGUACCUUCGGGUUGAGGACCGGAACGACUCGUUAGUGCAGAAGAUCCGACGGUACAUCCACGUUUUCUCAAAAGACGAGGAACCGGCCAGAGAAAAGCAGGACGGAGAGAAAAGCGACGGUUUCGGUGAUCCAGUGGCGGGAGAUUCUCCGGCGACGCCCUCGGAGAUAGGCAGGGCCAGUCAGAAAGGACAGCGGGGCUGGGAGAUGAUUCGGAAAAGUGCCCUUGGUCUGGAGGCGGAGAAUGAGGAACACGCGGAGGAGCACGAAAUUAAGUACGUUUAA
Molecule: messenger RNA, 2178 nt
Organism: Chanos chanos (milkfish)
Lineage: Eukaryota; Metazoa; Chordata; Actinopteri; Gonorynchiformes; Chanidae
Gene: trpv6
Product: transient receptor potential cation channel, subfamily V, member 6
Exons: 16
Coding region: 1-2178 (725 amino acids)
Biological process (GO): calcium ion import across plasma membrane
Cellular component (GO): plasma membrane
Molecular function (GO): calcium channel activity; protein binding
Source: RefSeq, a predicted model, not a curated record